Molecule: messenger RNA, 452 nt
Organism: Lottia gigantea (owl limpet)
Lineage: Eukaryota; Metazoa; Mollusca; Gastropoda; Lottiidae
Exons: 2
Coding region: 26-397 (123 amino acids)
Source: RefSeq, a predicted model, not a curated record
UCGGUUCGAACAUAAAACAUACAAGAUGAAAGUUCUAUUGUGCCUAGCUGUUGUUGUGGUCGCUGCCUAUGCUCAAAGCUGUUCUUCUGACGCCGACUGUUCAGCUGAACAAUGCUGCCUUUAUCCUCUGUUUGGAAAGAAACGAUUUAUUUUUGGGGAUAACUUUGGACACAAUUCUGGAAAAUGCACAUCGCUGUCCUUAGAAGGUGAAAGCUGUGAACCACCAGAGAUCCACGAUCCAUUCAACCCAAAACUCCACGAGUGGCACUGUCCCUGUGUUCCAGGAUUCGAAUGCCACGGUGAAAAAGAGAUGCAUCAGUCCGGAAGUCACAGUUACACCAAUCCUAAAUGUGUUGCUGCAGGAGCUAGCACAGCUGUACCAACAACAAGUGCUUAAACCAACCAUACAUCCGAAUUUUUGUUUUGAAUUAAAAAAAAAUGAUACAAAGGUG